CAAGGUACACUGUACGGUCCUUUGGGAUCAGACGGAAUGAAAAGAUUGCUUGUUAUGUCACUGUCAGAGGCGACAAGGCAAUGCAGCUUCUCGAAAGCGGGCUGAAGGUCAAGGAAUACGAAUUGCUCAGAAGGAACUUUAGCGACACUGGAUGCUUUGGGUUUGGCAUUCAGGAGCACAUUGAUCUCGGGAUAAAGUACGACCCAUCAACUGGCAUCUACGGUAUGGAUUUCUAUGUUGUCCUAGAGAGGCCCGGUUAUCGUGUGGGCCGCCGGCGCAGAUGCAAGUCGCGUGUCGGAAUUCAGCACAGGGUGACGAAGGAAGAUUCCAUGAAGUGGUUUCAAGUGAAAUACGAAGGUGUCAUUCUCAACAAGGCAUCUAACAUUGGAGCUUAA
Messenger RNA from Striga hermonthica, 395 nucleotides. The record is from the annotation of a GenBank genome assembly. NCBI's taxonomy places the organism in Eukaryota, Viridiplantae, Streptophyta, Magnoliopsida, Lamiales, Orobanchaceae.